Helicoverpa zea (corn earworm) is the source of this 1672-nucleotide messenger RNA. It is a transcript of the gene Ppt2, whose product is annotated as lysosomal thioesterase PPT2 homolog. Gene Ontology annotation, cellular component: lysosome. NCBI's taxonomy places the organism in Eukaryota, Metazoa, Arthropoda, Insecta, Lepidoptera, Noctuidae. The transcript has 7 exons. The record is from RefSeq and is a predicted model, not a curated record. The coding region runs from base 194 to 1051 and encodes 285 amino acids. Gene Ontology annotation, molecular function: palmitoyl hydrolase activity; thiolester hydrolase activity.
AUGAUUAUUGUUUACAAAUUGAAGGAUUUUGCGUAUUAUUUACGUAAAUUCUGUUAUUGAAAUAUUAUCAAAUAAUAAAUUAACAAUGUUUAAUUUAUGACGUAUAUGUAGUGUAAGUUUAUAAUGUAUUGUAAGUGAAUUCAGUAAUCGUUGAAUAUUACAUCAGUAGAGUCCUUUGUUCGCGUGUUUAAAAAUGGCAUUGAAAAUCGCAUUUCUUGGCUUAGUUUUAUUUAUUUCGCCUAUAUUAAGUUAUAAACCGGUGGUUUUAAUCCAUGGGGUCAUGACUGGGAGCGCUAGUAUGGAAAUGAUCAAAUUCAGAAUCGAAGAGCAACACCCAGGAACAAUAGUGUACAAUGUGAACAGAUUCGAGAGCUGGUCCAGUUUGGAGACGAUGUGGCAUCAAGUGUUGGAAAUUGGUAUGGACAUAGCCAAUAUAUCGGCUAGCCAUCCUGAAGGAAUAAAUCUUAUUGGGUAUUCCCAAGGAGGGCUGAUAGCGCGCGGCAUAGUGGAGACAUUCCCCAAUGUGUCUGUUAGCACAUUUAUAUCCCUGAGCUCACCUCAAGCUGGACAAUAUGGAGCCGGCUUCCUCCACCUAGUAUUCCCCGGUCUAGUCAAAGAUACAGUCUAUGAACUAUUUUACUCUCGAGUAGGACAGCACACUUCCGUCGGUAACUACUGGAACGACCCUUACCAUCAGAGCUUGUAUGAAACCUACAGUGUGUAUCUGCCUUAUAUUAAUAAUCAUAUUAAGUCAGCAAAAUCGGAGGACUUCAAGAAAAAUCUACUAAGACUGAAGAGAUUGGUGCUCAUCGGAGGUCCAGAUGAUAACGUUAUCACGCCUUGGCAAAGCAGCCAAUUCGGGUAUUACGAUGCGAACGAGACGAUAAUCGAAAUGAAAUCCCAGGAUAUUUACAUGGAAGACAAGAUAGGCCUUCGUACCCUCGACGAGAGCGGUCGUCUCCAUGUCGUGACCGUCCCAGGAGUCAACCAUUUCAGCUGGCAUAUGAAUAUCAGCAUCGUUGACGACUAUUUGCUACCAUACUUGGAUUAGAACCUUUUUGGAAUGAGAACUCUGUGGAAAAAAUCAAAAUAAACAGCUAAAAACCCUUUUUACAUGAAAGGAUUUUUUAGUUAUAAAUCCGCUGGCUAAAGUUCUUAACUUCAGAAGUUUAAAGAAAAGUCGGUAAAAAAGAUAAAAACGGCAAAAACAAAAUGUUUGAAAACGGUACAAAACAGUUUAAAAAUACAAUCUGCUUUUCAAAAUUAUUGAACAUUAUUUCAUUUUUUAAGGAAGGAAGUGGUGUAAUUUGUAUACUUACUACAAAUAAUAAAACGAAUUUAUAAUACAGCCAAAUUGAAUUUCGAAUAUAAGAAAGAAAGUGAUUGGUAAUUUAAAAAUAAAUAUUUAAUUAAGUAGACAAAUUUUACAUAACUAACUCAUUUAGUUUAUAGUUUUAUGAUUUAGUAGCUUUCUCGAUAUAUAUUGUAUCUCGUUUGCUAUCAAUACCUAAGUAUUUUUUGUCGAUCUGAUUUGAACCAUACGUUCUUUUCUAAAUAUGUAACUUCUUAUUGAAGUUUAUAUCGGGUGUGUCGUUCACAAUCACAUUAAAUGAAAUGCGUUAAUAUACUGGUUAAUAUAUGUCGAUUAACACAAAGAAAAAAUAAAAAUACG